Molecule: messenger RNA, 5223 nt
Organism: Anarrhichthys ocellatus (wolf-eel)
Lineage: Eukaryota; Metazoa; Chordata; Actinopteri; Perciformes; Anarhichadidae
Gene: gldc
Product: glycine dehydrogenase (decarboxylating)
Exons: 25
Coding region: 175-3267 (1030 amino acids)
Biological process (GO): glycine decarboxylation via glycine cleavage system
Cellular component (GO): glycine cleavage complex; mitochondrion
Molecular function (GO): glycine dehydrogenase (decarboxylating) activity; pyridoxal phosphate binding; glycine binding
Source: RefSeq, a predicted model, not a curated record
CUCUUGUGCAACGGUGCAGUUGUAUAAACUCUGCAGUUUGAAGGAGUUGGCAGACUCUCCUGCAGGGAUCGCAUCCGUCUCAGUGGGGGGAAACUCUGCCGUGUGAGGGGAGGGGAAAAAAAAAAAAAAGGCUUCACUAGUUUCUGCAGACUUGUCUUGCAAAGUGAUUUAGAGAUGCAGAGCUGCGCCAAGUCCUGGGGCAUUUUCUUGGCCAAGUCGGUGAAUCCCAGCGCACCAUGCAGGCAUCUGAGUGACAAGAGCCGCGUGGUUUGGAAACUUCAGUGCAGGAUCCGAAACAGCGGCGCAUCCUCACUAACACCCGCCCGGGGCCUGAGGACGUCUGCGGCCGUCUCCUCCAGACAGAUUGAGAGAACAUUACCCAGACAUGAUGAUUUUGCAGAGAGGCACAUUGGCCCAGGUGAGAGGGAGAAGAGAGAAAUGCUGGAUGCUCUGGGAGUCGAGUCGCUCGACCAGUUGAUGAACGACACCGUUCCCUCCUCAAUCCGAAUGCAGCGGAGUAUGAAAAUGGAUGACCCAGUCUGUGAGAGUGAAAUUCUGGACAAUCUACAGAAGAUUGCAUCAAAAAACAAAGUAUGGAGGUCCUACAUCGGCAUGGGCUACUACAACUGCUUGGUACCGCCGCCCAUCCAGCGUAAUCUCCUGGAGAAUUCAGGCUGGGUGACUCAGUACACACCCUACCAGCCCGAGGUGUCUCAAGGACGCCUGGAGUCGCUCCUCAACUACCAGACUAUGAUCUGCGACAUCACUGGCAUGCAAAUGGCCAAUGCCUCCCUGCUCGACGAGGGAACGGCUGCUGCUGAGGCCAUGCAGCUCUGCCACAGACGGAACAAAAAACAAACCUUCUACAUUGACCCACGCUGCCAUCCCCAGACCAUUGCUGUGGUGCAGACCAGAGCCAACUAUAUCGGGGUGAAGAUGGUGCUGAAGCUUCCUCAUGAGAUGGACUUCAGCGGGAAAGACGUGAGCGGUGUGCUCUUCCAGUAUCCAGACACUGAUGGCAGGGUGGAAGAUUUCACAGGCCUCGUGGACCGGGCGCACCAGGGAGGGGCUCUGGCUUGCUGUGCCACAGAUCUGUUGGCCCUCUGUGUGCUGCGGCCUCCUGGGGAGUUUGGCGUCGAUAUCGCACUGGGUAGCUCCCAGAGGUUUGGGGUUCCUCUCUGCUACGGUGGCCCCCACGCCGCCUUCUUCGCCGUUAAAGACAACCUGAUCCGGAUGAUGCCUGGCAGAAUGGUUGGAGUCACCAGGGAUGCCGCCGGUAAGGAGGUUUAUCGACUUGCUUUGCAGACCAGAGAGCAGCACAUUCGCAGAGACAAAGCAACCAGCAACAUCUGCACUGCACAGGCGCUGCUGGCCAACAUGGCUGCUAUGUUUGCACUGUAUCAUGGUCCUCAGGGACUCAAACACAUCGCUGAGAGGACACACAAUGCUGCUCUGAUCCUUGCUGAAGGUCUGAAGAGAGCAGGACAUCGUCUGCACAGUGAGAUGUUCUUCGAUACUCUAAAGAUCAACUGUAGCGUGGCAGCCAAAGACAUCCUUGAAAGAGCUGUGCAGAGGGAGAUAAACCUGAGGGUUUACACUGACGGAGUGCUGGGUGUCUCGCUGGAUGAGAUGGUGACUGAGAGGGACUUGGAUGACUUGCUCUGGGUCUUUGGUUGUGAAUCUUCAGCGGAGCUGAUUGCUGAGAAGAUGGGUGAGCGAGUAAAGGGGAUCAUGGGAAGUCCUUUCAAGAGGACGAGCAAGUACCUGACGCACCAGGUCUUUAACAGCUAUCACUCCGAGACCAACAUUGUGCGAUACAUGAAGCGCCUGGAGAACAAGGACAUUUCCCUGGUGCACAGCAUGAUACCACUGGGCUCCUGCACCAUGAAGCUGAACAGCUCUUCGGAGCUCAUGCCAAUCACCUGGAGGGAGUUUGCCAACAUCCACCCCUUCGUGCCUCUGGAUCAGGCUGAUGGCUACCAGAUUCUCUUUAGACAGCUGGAGACGGACCUCUGUGAAGUGACGGGCUAUGACCGUAUCUCCUUCCAGCCAAACAGUGGUGCUCAGGGCGAAUAUGCUGGGCUGGCUGCCAUAAAAGCCUACCUGAACUCAAAGGGAGAGAGCGCGAGAACUGUUUGUCUGAUCCCCAAGUCAGCCCAUGGCACCAACCCGGCGAGCGCUCAGAUGGCUGGCAUGAAGGUUCAGGUGGUGGAGGUGGACAAGGACGGCAACAUCGACCUGGCACACCUGAAGGCGCUGGUGGAUAAACACAAGGAGAGUCUGGCAGCCAUGAUGGUCACCUACCCUUCCACCUUUGGUGUGUUUGAGGAACAGAUCGGUGACGUAUGUGAUCUUAUUCACAAGAACGGAGGCCAGGUGUACCUGGAUGGCGCCAACAUGAACGCCCAGGUUGGUCUGUGUCGUCCUGGAGAUUAUGGCUCUGAUGUGUCUCAUCUCAACCUGCACAAAACCUUCUGUAUUCCUCACGGUGGAGGAGGACCUGGCAUGGGGCCAAUUGGAGUGAAGGCCCACCUCGCCCCCUUCCUGCCGAGCCACCCUGUGGUUCCCAUGGAUUCGGUCGACGCCAGCAGCUCGCUGGGCACCAUCAGCGCCGCCCCCUGGGGCUCCAGCGCCAUCCUGCCGAUCUCCUGGGCUUACAUCAAGAUGAUGGGAUCUAAAGGACUUCUUCACGCUACAGAAGUGGCCAUCCUCAAUGCUAACUACAUGGCCAAGAGGCUAGAAGGUCACUAUAAGGUCCUCUACAGAGGCAGGAAAGGUUUUGUAGCCCACGAGUUCAUUCUGGAUGUGAGGCCAUUCAAGAAGACUGCUAAUAUUGAAGCUGUCGACGUGGCCAAGAGGCUGCAAGAUUAUGGUUUCCAUGCACCCACCAUGUCGUGGCCGGUGGCUGGUACCCUCAUGAUCGAACCCACAGAGUCUGAGGACAAGGCUGAGAUGGACCGGUACUGCGACGCCCUGCUUGGUAUCCGACAGGAGAUCGCAGACAUCGAGGAGGGAAGGAUGGACUCCCGCAUCAACCCGCUCAAGAUGGCUCCUCACUCUCUGGCCUGCAUCACAUCCUCCAACUGGGACAGGCCCUACUCCAGGGAGCAUGCUGCUUUCCCCUUGCCCUUCAUUAGGCCUGAGACCAAAUUCUGGCCGAGCAUCUCCAGGAUCGACGACAUCUACGGUGACCAGAACCUCGUGUGCACCUGCCCGCCCAUGGAGGCCUACGAUUCUCCGUACGAGGAGAAGAGAGCCUCCUCGUAGAUGCUCCCUGUGGUCCAGUCCCAAUGUCACUCCCGAGCUCUAAAAUCUCACGGACUUUACUUGUUUGCUCAGUGAAAAUGUGAGAACAGGAUACACAAUCUCAGAAUAAUUGGACUCUAUUAUUAUAGGAUGUUUAGGAGUAACAAAUCAAUACUGUCAGACUCUCAAUGGGGGAAAAAAAGAAGAUAUUCUUUGCCACUGUUUUCUUCCAGCUCUGAUGAUUUCAGACUUGCCCUUGACAUCCCUGUCUUGGUGCCCUAAGAAUUGUGUUUAAUUCCCUCAAUCGGAGCCAAAAGUCUACAAGAGAGCUCUCAAGCACUUAACCAUUUCACAGUGUAGCAGCCCUGAGCCCUAGCAGACUCCUUUCAAACGAGGGUCACAGUCGGAGAGGUGGACAAUGGGACAGGGCUUUAUCUCUGAUAAUUUACGGAGGUCACUGGUUUCCCUCCAACUCAAACUGUUCCAAUGGACCAAAGGUGCAAGUUUUGCUUUUCCAGGUCGCAAAAUAGGUGCACUCUUUUACACAUAGGCCGCUACGUAAAACACCUCUGAAAUACUGUAUUUCAGGUUGAGUACAUUUUUAAAUUACUAGACUCCCAACAUCUAUAAAUACAGUUGGUGCCUUGGUGCCUCAAUUCUGUUGUGUAAAAUAGCUGCCUUGACAUUCCCUUUUUAUCAAGUAGUCUGACUGAACAUAGAGGUUUUUAAUUGUAGGCUGUUAAUAUUCAUUUGUUGUAUAAAAAAUGUUUCAAUGUGUUUUGUUGUCUAAGUAGAUGGUUAGUCUAAACUUUUAAUUAUUUUCUAAUCUAAACUGCUUUGUCAAAAAUUCUGUAUUAAACAUUUUUGUCUUUAAGUGUGGACAUGUUUGUGUGAAGACGAGUAAGACGCACUAAAGGGGAACUGAACUGCAAGACGGGUUUAAAUGAUCUUUCUAGUCAACACUCCCACCUAGUGGUGACUGACAAAGUGGAUCACAACCGGUAGAAAAGCAAUUCAGGGACUCGGGGAAGGACUGGGACUUGUCUUUAUCAGGUCUUUCAUCUCAAAUUGAACCUUUUUGGAAAAACAAAUCAUUUUCUAGAUAUUUCCUUUCAAAUGGCUUCGUCUGAAAUUUUGUUGAAACUAAUUAUUUGAAAUGACGGAAAGUAAAUUGUCAACAAAUUAUGACUAUUUUAUGGGAUAUUGUGUUUUUCUACAAGGAUUUCAUUAUGACUUGACAUUUUUAUGACAUUUCAUAAUUGGUCUUUUAAACUAAUUUUUGUGACAUUUUAUAGCAUAACGAACUGACUUUUUAGUGACGGUUUUUUCGAUAUAUUAUGACAUUUCUUAUGACUUUUAAUGAUUUCUUUUAUGAAAUACUAUACUAUGACUUGACUUUAUGACAUUUUUUCUAACUUUUUUAGAACGUACAACUUUUUUUGACAUUUUCAUGACAUACCAUAUUAUGACCAUUUUUCACGACUUUUUAAUGACAUACAGUACUAUAGCAGUUUCAAUUUUAAUAACUUUUUAACAAUUUUUUAUCGCCUUGCAGCUUUCUAUGGAUCGUGGUUAUACCUGAACUGUGGUCGUGCCUGCUGCCAGGGCCAAUUCUGACAUCCAAUUGUACUAUUAUCAUUAAUCACAUUUGUAUUACUAUUACUGCUUUCAUUUUUAUUAUUCUGCUAUAUCCCCUGCAACUGUUAUAAGUGGUAAUCAUUUUUCUAUCAUUUUUCUACAAUUUUAGUGCUACUGCCCUAUUACUACUCGUAUGUAUCGUUUCUGGAUUGACUGUUGUAUUUUGAUUGUGUUGUUAAUUUUGCACACAUGACAUCAAUUGCACCUCUGGCCAUGCUGGGAGAGGGAUACCUCCUCAGUUGCUCUCCCUGCGUUUUCUUCCUUUAUUUCCCCCGGUGAAGGUUUUUCCUUAUCCAUGUAUGUCGUAUGCUUUACAGAUUGUAAAGCCGUCUGAAACAA